Molecule: messenger RNA, 942 nt
Organism: Cuscuta campestris
Lineage: Eukaryota; Viridiplantae; Streptophyta; Magnoliopsida; Solanales; Convolvulaceae
Source: the annotation of a GenBank genome assembly
CAUAUUAAUAUAAGAAAAAGGAUUGCGUUGGGAAGUGAGGACAUACAUUUGGACAUAAAUAGGAAUAACGACACACAUACACAUUCAAUACUAUAUAUAAAAGGAGAACAAAUUAAAGGAACUCUUCAUUUCAUUGUUCUUAGGACUUCUUACAUACAAUCAACAAUCGUCAAGUCCACAAGCAAAGGAUCUAAAAAUGGCUGCAGGCAAUAAUAAUAAUAAUGGUGAUGAAGUUGCAGUGGUGUUGUAUUGGGGAGGGGAAAUGGUGAAGUGGGGAGACCUGGGCGGCGGCUCUCUUGAUUACUCCCACCGUCCAAUGGCUAUGUGUUUCUUGAGCCGCGGGAGCCGCCGCCGUCUCCGCGACCUCAGUUCCAAAGUCCAAGCUGCUAUGAAAGACGGAAAGAACGAUGGAACCGGUGUCUCCUUGUUCGGGAGGUACCCGACGACUCUUCCGGGUGGAAAAGUGGUUUGGGUGGCCAUUCCGCUCACGGAUUACGGUUCCUAUCGUUGGUUUUUGGACGAAGCGGCUUUGCUUUCCAAGCCGCUUCAUGUCUAUGUCGUUCCUUCUGAUGAGAAAAGGAUAAUUAUAGAUGAUAACAGGGAGAAGAAGAAGAAGAAAAGGAAGAAGAAAGAAGAGCAUAUAUGCUUCAAUGGACAAUGCGCCUCCCUAGGGAAGAGGAAACGAAGAGGGCUAGCUAUAGCCAUGAAACGCAAAAGGAAAAUAGAAAUCACCCUAAAUAAGACUAAAACAUAGAGAAAAGUACCAAAAUAGGACUUUCAUGUUUUUUUUUCCCGAAAUAGGACUUUGCAUUGUGGUAAUGUGACUUUGCAUUGUGGUACUGUGACAGUGUACAUGUGCGCAUUACCAUACGUUUUUGGUAAUGUAUAUGACCAUGUUUGGUAAUGUAAGUUCUAUUUCGGGAAUAAAAACAUGGAAGUUCU